GAGUUGUUUGGGUUAAACUCGUGAAAAAUGAGAAAUUGUUAGAAAAAUGUCGCGAAAUCUCUCUCCGACGCAGCAGAAGAUCGCGGAGAAGCUCUCCAUCCUCAACGACAGAUGUGUGGGAAUACUGACGAGGAUUUAUAACAUCAAGAAGGCAUGUGGUGAUGCCAAAUCAAAGCCUGCAUUCCUCUCAGACAAAAGCUUAGAAUCAUGCAUCAAACAUAUCGUCAGGAAGUUCCCCAACAUCGACAGCAAAUCGCUGCAAGCCCUUACCAAUGUACGGACGGAUAUCAUGAAGUCCCUCUCCCUCUACUAUUACACAUUUGUCGACCUCCUUGACCUGAAGGACCAUGUGUCAGAAUUACUUACCAUUAUGGAUGCCUUGGCCAUGGCUGACUCCUUGGACAUUAACGUGAGCUAUGACUUGACAAAAGGCUACCUUGAUUUGGUAACAAAUUAUGUAACUCUGAUGAUUCUUCUGUCGAGAGUAGAGGAUCGGAAGGCUGUUUUAGGACUCUUUAAUGCAGCUCAUGAAAUGGUCAACAAUCAAGGAGAUCCAAGUUUUCCACGUUUGGGCCAAAUGAUUAUGGAUUACGAAACGCCACUGAGAAAGCUUAAUGAAGAGUUUGUGCCUCAUGGAAAGCUCCUUUCAGUGGCUCUCAGUUCACUCUGGGUGUUGUAUCCUCGGAGAAACCUCCGAGCUGACCAGUGGAGGGCAGCACAAAUGUUAAGUUUGGUGAGCACACCAAGUCAGCUUUUGAACCCUGCUCAGACUGAUGUCAUGCCGUGUGAAUAUUUGUCAUUAGACACUAUGGAGCGCUGGAUCAUCCUUGGGUAUAUGUUGAUCCCACAGACAUUGCAAAAACAAGCAGCCCUUGAAUGUUGGGCGCAAGCUUUACAGACUGGAUGGGUUAUUACACUAUUCAGAGAUGAAGUGUUGCACCCACAUUCAUAUAUUCAGUCAUACCUGGAGACUAAAAAAGAACUCAGUAAACGAACAUCUGAUGUAAAGGAGAGUUAUUCUCACGCUGUGACACAUGCGCCACUCAUGCACAGAGAACGCCGAAAGUACCUACGUACAGCAUUGAAAGAGCUUGCCCUGAUCCUCACGGAUCAACCGGGACUGUUAGGCCCAAAGGCUCUCUUUGUCUUCAUGGGCCUCAGCUUUGCGAGAGAUGAAGUAUUGUGGCUGUUGCGACACCAUGAGAACCCACCCCUGCAGAAGGUCAAGGGCAAGACUGCUGAUGACCUAGUAGACCGACAGCUUCCCGAACUGCUUUUCCACAUGGAAGAGAUUAGAGCUCUAAUCAAGAAAUACUCUCAGGUGCUACAAAGAUACUACAUUCAGUACUUGUGUGGCUAUGAUGCAAUUGCACUAAACCAGCUGAUCCAGAGCUUGCAGAAUCUUCCAGAAGAUGAGUCAGUCAUCCUCUCGUCAAUGUGCAAUGAAAUUGGGAAUCUUUCGGUCAAACAAGAGGAAGGUGCAACAUUUGACUUCCGAGGCAUCCGCCUGGACUGGUUCCGCCUUCAGGCCUAUUCCACAUCAAAUCGCUCAGGAUUGCAUCUCAAAGAUCACAGGGAACUGACAGCUCUCAUCAACCAGAUUGUUUUCCACACCAAGAUGGUUGAUUUCCUGGAUGAAAUGUUGAUAGAAACAUCCGAUCUUUCCAUAUUCUGCUUUUUCAGUAAACAGUUUGAGGAUAAUUUCCACAUGUGCUUGGAGUUUCCAGCCCAGAAUCGUUACAUUGUCUGCUUUCCUCUAAUAUGUUCACAUAUGCAAGCCUGUACUCAUGAGAUCUGCCCUGAGGAGCGUUAUCACAUACGAGAAAGGAGUCUGUCAGUAGUCAAUAUGUUCCUAGAGGAAAUGGCAAAGGAAGCCAAGAAUAUUAUAACAACCAUCUGUGAUGAACAGUGCAUUCUCUCUGAUAAGCUCCUGCCAAAGCACACCGUUCCUCUCCUUAUUCAUAAAAAGAAAGAGAAGAAGAAGAAAAAGGAGGACACAACAGAGGGGCGACCAGGCUUUGAGAGCUACAGAAAAACGAGAGAGGAAUUGACAACGAUGGACAAGUUGCACAUGGCCUUGACGGAGCUUUGUUUUGCAAUUAACUACUGCAGUCAGAUCCAGGUUUGGGAAUACACUUUUGCUCCAAGAGAAUAUCUCUACCAGCACUUGGAACAAAGGUUUGCACGAGCACUGGUGGGGAUGGUCAUGCACAACCCAGACACCAAUGAGAUCGCCAAACCAUCAGAGCUUUUAGCAAGUGUCAAGACUUACAUGAGUGUGUUGCAGACUGUUGAGAAUUAUGUUCACAUAGACAUCACAAGGGUGUUCAACAAUGUCCUUCUGCAGCAGACACAAUUGCAGGAUAGCCACGGUGAGAAGACCAUCACAGCCCAUUAUAAUACAUGGUAUUCUGAGAUACUCCUUCGAAGAGUUAGUGCAGGUCACAUUGUGUUCUCAGAAAAUCAGCGUGCCUUUGUGUCGUUAACAGCAGAAGGAGCUCAGCCCUUUGCAGCAGAAGAAUUUUCUGAUAUCAAUGAGCUUAGAGCUUUGGCAGAACUAAUUGGACCCUAUGGGAUGAAAGCACUGAAUGAAAAUUUGAUGUGGCACAUUGCCAAUCAGGUGCAAGAACUGAAGAAAUUGGUGAUCUUGAAUAAAGAGGUUCUGCUCUCUAUGAGAACCAACUUCGACAAACCAGAUCAAAUGAAGGAAUUAUUCAAGAAGUUGCAGCAGGUGGAUAGUGUCCUAUCGCGCAUGCAGAUCAUCGGAGUGAUUCUCUGCUUCCGACAGCUGGCUCAGGAAGCCUUGGCAGACAUUCUUGACAACCGCAUUCCCUUCCUCAUGUCAUCCAUAGCUGACUUCAAGCAUCAUGUUCCAAAUGGUGACACAAUGAUUGAGAACAUAAAGCUGCAGCUUGUGAACGAGAUGUCUUCAGCCGCUGGCCAUCCGUGUGAGGUUGACCCAGCCCUUGUCAAUGUCUUGCGAUCUCAUAAGAAUGAGGUACCUGAUGAGGAAUUCAUCAUUACGUGCUUGUUGAUGGUAUUUGUUGCCGUUUCCAUUCCGAAACUUGCAAGGAUGGACAACACAGUAUACAAACCAGCAUAUGGGGCCCAUGCCAACAACUCCCAUUGUCUGGCUCAGGCAGUAAAUACACUUUUUGCUGCUCUCUUCACCUAUUGUGGGCGAGCGCAAGACAUUGAGGAGAGGUUGAAGGAGUUUUUGGCUCUGGCUUCCUCCAGCCUCCUGCGCCUAGGGCGAGAGAAUGACAAGGAUGUUAUAAAGAACAGGGAUGCAACGUACAUCUUAUUACAUCAGAUUGUAGUGCAGUCACCCUUCCUAACCAUGGACCUUCUGGAAGCAUGCUUCCCUUACGCCCUCAUCCGCAAUGCCUACCACACAGUACACAAGGCAGAGCAGUAGAUGAUGGUCAGAAACCAUUUUUAAAGAAUUACCUGAAUGUUCAUUCCCUUUCUUGUAUCCUCUCCUUCUCCCUCUGUCACUCUUUCCCAUUCUCACUCUUUCCACCCUUUCUUAUCCCUUUCCUUCUCUCCUUCAUUCCUCUGACAUGACCUGAGUUUUAUUUAGUCGAUAUAUAUAGUCAAAGGUAAAUAUUACUUUUAGUAUUGCCAAUAUUUAGUUGUUUUCAUGUUGUGGCACAAGAGUCCAUAUUCCAAGACAGAUUAUAUUGCCUUGCACAAAUUUAUUUGGUAAUCCAUCAUAUGAUUCACAAAUUCAUAGUUGAUUAUGUUGGCUUAAUUUGUAUGAUCAUUGUUUAGGUGUUUAUGAUUUUGGUAAAUCUCAUUUGGAGUGUGGUAAAAGGAUAGUGUUGGAAGUCAUGACUGAUGCCAUUAUUUUCGUUUUGCAAAGGAAAUUUUAUUAUUUAUAUUUUUUCCAGGUUUGAUAUAUAAAUCUAGAGAUUGAGUGACAGUGUGAUGGAUGUCACAUGUUAUUAUUUAUUUUUUCUUGUAGGGUCAGAAUACAAGCAAAAGAAAGUGUUAUAAAAAGUUAAAACAGUAUGAAGUCCCAGUCAUUUGAUAGUAUGCUGUCCUUUCAAUUCAGAUGAGGUAAUUAACUUUCAUCGUACUGACUUGCCUUUCAUUUUAGCCAUUUUUUUUUGUAUUUGAAGCUACUAAAGUUUACUUGAUGCUGAAAAAUUACAUUUUAAACAUGUUUGAAACCGUAGUGAUAUUAUGCAGAACAUAAUCCUCUGGUUCCUCUGUGAUUUUGGAAAAUAGUCUGUGUUAUAAACAAUUAAAAAGUUCUCUAAGUUAUUAUUGAUACUGAUACCGACACUAAAGUUAAGCCCUUGCACAGCCUUAGACAUUGUCAGUACUGUGAGAGAUAUUACUCUACUCUGAAUUGUUGCUGGAAAAGGUAAUGUGUAAGCAGGUUGUCAAGUGUGUAGAUAAUUGAUUUUAAUAACCUGUCUUUGGAUAUAUUUAUAACAAAGCAUUAUAUAUACAUGCAGAUUUUUAAAUGUUUCUCCUGUGUUCAUGUCAUGAUAAAGGUAAAAGAUGUCAUAGUAACUUUCCCAAAUAUGGAUAAUAUGAUGGUCACAAGCAAGGAAAAUACCAGUGAUUUUUGCAGUGUCAUUUGUUUUUAAAAUAUAUAUUUAAAUUGCGGUCGGAGACACUCAAGAUUUUUAUCAUUCUUGAAAUUUAGUCAGAUGGCAUGAAAUGCACAAAAGCCACAGGGAGUGAAAUUUUAUAGUACAAAUAUGCUUUUUUCAAUAGAUUGUGGAUUCCUGAUUCAAGAGUUGUUUUAUCAGCAUGUGACAAAUGUGGUGACAAAGGUGUAAGGAAAGUCUAGGUUUUUCUUGAGUUGAUAUUCAUUAUGUUUAUUAGUUUAAAUUUCCAUUUCAACCAUAAGUUUUUUUUCCUUCUAGCCAUGAAUCUUAAUGAGAGAACUGUCAUUGUAAUGUGUGGUAGUGUGCCCUUUAUAAAGUAUUACGUCUGAUGAUCAUAGUAAAUAGAUCUUGUGUUCAUUUGUGUUCACUUCCAGAUAAUGAAAGGCUAGGCUCAAUCUGCUUGUUAUUUCACAGUAGACAAUAUGAUCUAUGGCAGUUACUGUCAACAAGUGUUAAUCAUUAGCAUCACUAAUGCUAUGAGGCUUAUUUUAUAUAUUUUUUACAGGAACAUUUAUCUUAACAUUACAAUGCUGACAAUAGAUGUUUGUAGACUUCAUGAAUUUGUAUUCAUAUUAUGAAUCGCCUUGCUGUAGAUGCCCGUGCCCUUUAAACCACAACACUUCUUGCAAACAAAGUAAAAUGUACCAAUUUACACAAUCUUGAAUUUCACUAUCUAGCUUAAGUGUAUAUGUAUGUAUAUAAGUAUAGAAAGUAUGCACUACUAGUUGAUACUUGUGAGUUGGUAUGCCUUCAAUAGUCUGUUUGUUAUUUCUGCCUUUUUAGGAGAUAUUAUUUCAUCUUUUGAAUAUAUUGAGAAAGAUUCGUUAAAAAUUCCAUGUGAUGUUACAAACUUCACCAAACAAAGGAUUAAAUUAGAAGAUUUCAAGGGCAGUGAGAUCUCCGAUUAAUAGAAUCUGUAUGCGGAUGUGGUUAUAUCAUGUGCAAUUGUAUUAUUGCAAGCAUGAGAAAUAUUGAUUCCAUUUAGGUGCUCCAGCUUUGUUUGCAAAAAAAAGAAAAGAAAAGGAAAAAAACAAUAAUGAAUGAAAUAAGAUACGGUAUACCAAACAUUGUUUAUUGGUAAGAGACAGUUUCCCAAUCCCAGCUGAUGCUGGUGUCUAUAAGGAUAUGUUUUGUAAAGUUUAUGUAUAUGGUAUUAUCUGUGCUUCAAUAAACUUGGUUAAAAUAUUAGUUUUUUUCAGAAUGAUACAAUCAGUGACUUUGGGCUUAGAUUUUGGAAUCUUUCCUCUCAUUUUUAAAGCAUUAAUUUUUGCUUUUAGGAGGAUUUUCCAAAGCUCACAGUGACCUGUAUGUGUCAUGGUAAUCAAAAGCUGACUUGAAUUUCGUAGACGAUAAGGAAUUUUAGAGCAGGAUUUCAUAUAUAAUUAUUUUAUAUGUAUUUAAUUGUCUGAAAGCAGAAAACGAAACAAAAAAUAUUGUAUAUGUCUCGUGCUUGACAUAGCUCUAAAUUUUGGCUGUGCCUCACAUAGAAAAGUUUUGUGUUUUGUAGAAAAUUUUGAUUUCAGACUCAUAAGUGUGAGGUUCACCAGUGACCAUUUUGUAUGACAAUUAAAAGUCAUUAUUUGAUAGGGUGUGAUAACAAAAGAUUUCCCUAGACAGUUAAGAUUGCCAUCUUUGUCGCUCAAUAGAAGUAUGGUCUUAUUGCUGUUUACUGUAGAAUUUAUAUUCAAGCCUUCUAUGCAGUGGUCUAAGAAGUCAGCUUUUGAAUAUAACCAAAGGAUGAAUAAAUUUUGAAUUACCUUUA
Messenger RNA from Penaeus vannamei (Pacific white shrimp), 6387 nucleotides. RefSeq names its product Nck associated protein 1 Hem (gene Hem). Gene Ontology annotation, biological process: cell morphogenesis; cortical actin cytoskeleton organization; cell migration. Gene Ontology annotation, cellular component: SCAR complex. NCBI's taxonomy places the organism in Eukaryota, Metazoa, Arthropoda, Malacostraca, Decapoda, Penaeidae. The record is from RefSeq and is a predicted model, not a curated record.